AUGAGUUUAAACGGUGGUGAUCCACGUACAUAUAAAAAAAUUCAGGAUGAUAACAAUGGUGCUAAUAAUCAAAAUGAAUCAUCAACAUCAAAUAAUCAAAAUAUGAAUGAUACGAAUAAUUGUGCGAAUCAAACAGAUUCAUCAACGUCAAGUACUAAUUCAUCAUCGCAAAUAACAAAUAAUACCAAUUCAUCUAAUCGAUCAUCAAAUGAUCAUGGUAAAACAUGCUAA
Molecule: messenger RNA, 231 nt
Organism: Rotaria sp. Silwood1
Lineage: Eukaryota; Metazoa; Rotifera; Eurotatoria; Philodinida; Philodinidae
Source: the annotation of a GenBank genome assembly